ACACACACACACACACACACACGCUGGUGAUGACGGACUCUUCUUCAUUGACCUGCUUGCUGUUUUAAACACCUAUUACAGAUGAACAUGAAGUUUCCAAAGUGGAUUAACGGACCAAGGAGAAGGGGAAGGAAGCUGGAGAUCACUGUGCUGCUCAUCACGACUGCUCUCUGUUUGCUAGUUGUGAUGCGGACAGGCUUAGAGAACAAGAAACAACAAAAGACUACUGGCAAACCAGGUGGCAAAUUUGGACCACAGGCGUUACCAGAGCAGUCCAGGAAUUUGUCCCACAAAUGUCAGAAAAACGUCUCUGUGUCUAACAUCACUGGGUUUUCCACUUUGCCUGAAAACAUUGAAAACUUCUUGUUUUACCGACACUGCCGGCAUUUCCCGAUGCUACUCAACGUUCCCGGUAAGUGCGGCGGUCCACAGAACUCUGCACAGAUUUUCCUGCUGCUGGUCAUUAAAAGUUCUCCAUCCAACUAUGACCGACGGGAGGUUCUGAGAAAAACGUGGGCUUCAGAAAGACUUCAGAGUGGCGUGUGGAUCCGCACUGUGUUUAUAUCAGGCACCACAGGUAAUGGUUUAGAGAAGGAAAGACUUAAUAAACUUCUGGAACUGGAGAACCGUAUAUACCAGGACAUCAUUCAGUGGGACUUUCAUGAUUCUUUUUACAACCUCACGCUGAAGCAGGUCUUAUUCCUGGAGUGGAUGGAGAAGUUUUGCCCUCAUGUGCACUUCCUCCUUAAUGGAGAUGAUGACAUUUUUGCCAACACAGAUAACAUGGUGCAGUAUCUCAAAGGGUUACAUGAUAAUAAUGGAAGCAAACACCUGUUCACCGGCCACUUGAUCCAAUAUGUGGGGCCGAUCAGGGAACCAGCCAGCAAAUACUACAUUCCAGUCCAGGUCCAUGAAUCAGAUCGCUACCCUCCGUACUGUGGUGGGGGAGGCUUCCUGUUGUCACAAUACACUUCCAGAAUCAUCUACAACAUGUCUCAAUCCAUCAUCCUGCUCCCCAUCGAUGAUGUUUACAUGGGAAUAUGUCUGGAAAAAGCUGGACUUAAACCUGUGUCUCAUAUGGGAGUGAAGACAGCGGGCUUGCACAUUCCCUCAAAAAAGCUGGACAUGUACAAUCCAUGCUACUACCGUGAGGUUCUCCUGGUCCACAGGUUCCUCCCUCAUCAGAUAUUUUUAAUGUGGCAUGAAAUCUAUCGGAGCGAUUUGGUUUGUGAACGGAGAGGGUUUAAUGCCCAGCCUCAGGAUUUAGUGCUAUAA
Clarias gariepinus (North African catfish) is the source of this 1275-nucleotide messenger RNA. RefSeq names its product N-acetyllactosaminide beta-1,3-N-acetylglucosaminyltransferase 3-like. The record is from RefSeq and is a predicted model, not a curated record. Gene Ontology annotation, molecular function: hexosyltransferase activity. Gene Ontology annotation, cellular component: membrane. The transcript has 3 exons. Lineage: Eukaryota; Metazoa; Chordata; Actinopteri; Siluriformes; Clariidae. Bases 82 to 1275 code for a protein of 397 amino acids.